UCCAGUUGUAAAGUGCACGCACGAGGCAAAAAUGCGCUGAGGGGAAGCUCGGUAGUUAACAAAAGAUUACCUUACGACACUGAGACACCUGAGGGGGAAAAAAACCCGCCCCGGACAAGUUCAAGUAUCCGACUGGAGAUGAAUACCAACGAUGCCAAGGAGUACCUCGCGCGGCGGGAGAUACCUCAACUAUUUGAGAGCCUGCUGACAGGUUUAAUGUAUUACCGCCCCGAUGACCCCAUCGACUACUUGGAGGGCUGUCUGAAGAAAGUCAGGGAGCUUGGAGGACCAGACAAGGUGCGGUGGGAUACCUUUGUGGGCCAGGAGAAGAAGUCCCUUCCCCCUCUCAAUGGCGGCCAAUCACGCAGGUCCCUCUUUAGAAAUGUGUUGCCCGACAGUCCCAAUUUUCCCUACAGACGGUAUGACCGCCUCCCUCCCAUCAGCCAGUUUUCCAUCGAGAGCGACUCGGACCUUUCGGAGACGGCAGAGCUCAUAGAGGAGUACGAGGUGUUUGAUCCAUCCAGACCGCGACCCAAAGUCAUCCUUGUCAUUGGUGGCCCUGGCAGCGGCAAAGGAACACAGUGCCUGAAGAUUGCAGAGCGCUACGGCUUCCAGUAUGUGUCCGUGGGCGAGCUGCUGAGGAAGAAGAUGAUCCACAACGCCACCAGCAACAGAAAGUGGAGCCUGAUCGCUAAAAUCAUCACCAACGGGGAGCUGGCACCACAGGAGACAACAAUAACUGAGAUCAAGCAGAAGAUCAUGAAGAUCCCAGAUGCUAAUGGUAUUGUCAUAGAUGGGUUCCCUCGAGAUGUCGGACAGGCCUUGUCCUUUGAAGACCAGAUCUGCACUCCUGAUCUGGUGGUGUUCCUGGCCUGCACUAACCACCGUUUGAAGGAGAGGCUGCAGAAACGAGCCGAGCAGCAGGGACGACCGGAUGACAACCCCAAGGCCAUCGACCGCCGCCUAACCAACUUCAAGCAAAACACCAUUCCUCUGGUCAAAUACUUCCAGGAGAGAGGCCUUAUUGUUACGUUGGAUGCUGACCGAGAUGAGGAGGAGGUGUUCUGUGACAUCAGCAUGACUUUGGACAACAAGAUGUUUCCGUCCAAAGAGCCUGCAGCUGGGCCCAGUGAGCUGGAUCUCAGCCUGCUGGGUGAAACCAGCAGCCUCACAGAUGUUGCUUGCAAGUACGAUGAGGUUGAAGAGGAGGAAGAGACUGGGUAUGCUGAAGGAACCACAGAAAGUUAUUGUACAGAACAGAAGAAACCAAAGGUCAUCUUCAUGAUGGGUGGUCCAGGCUCAGGGAAAUCUCUCCAGUGUGAGCGGAUGGAGGAGAGGUUCGGCCUACGUUGUGUCGCCAUGGGUGACCUGCUGUGUAACGAGCUGCAGUCUCACGGCGAAAGAGGGCGUCACCUGCGGGACAUCCUAGAGAGGGGAGAUAAGUUGCCUGAGGACACACUGCUGGAGCUGCUGUGUGAUGCGGUGGCAUCGACAGUACGGCUGGGGAAAGGUCUCGUGAUUGGUGGCUUCCCCAGAGACCUGAGACAGGCAGAGGAGUACGAGGCCAAGAUGGGGGAGCCCAGCGCAGUGCUCCUGCUGAACUGCUCAGCCGACACCAUGUCCAGUCGUCUGCAGUGCCGGGGCAGAUCCACCUCCAGCUUCCAUCCGGCCUCAGACAGAGACGGCGUCCUGCACAGGAGGGCUGAGAGCUUCUGCAGCGACAGCCGGGCGGUGGCAUCUCAUUAUGAACGCAAGAGGCUUCUGCACACAAUUGACGCUGAGAGGUCGCCAGAUGAAGUGUUUGCACGGAUCUGCCAGGUGAUGGAGACCUUCUGAUUUCUACAUUUUCCUCAACACCGCCCUGCCCCACCGCAAACUCUGCUGUAUCACUCCAAGGAGACUCACCCACACCCACCUGCACCAGACAUACGCUCAUUGACCCGUGGUAUGCAUGUCCCCAAACACUCCUAGCAGUCAGUGAAACCUCUUUCUGCUUUUGACACUGACGAAGCGCCUGGUUGUCACAUUCUGCUUCACCUACUUGCAUUGUCUCUCUCUCACAUUGACCUCUAUAUGCUGCCAACUGCCGGACCAAGGCAUAUAACUGUACUGGAAGAAAAAAAAAUACACAUUCCCUGCUGUGACUGAGAGCAUGUUUCUAGUUGAAUGUGAAAUCUCUCUGCUAUUCCUCCCCAGGAGGAGCUGGGAGAGGGUUCCCGCCAUGUUAGAAAGUGGAAAUGUCAGUGUGCGCUCAUGUUCUCAUGCACAGCAUCAUGUUUUAUAUUGUAACAAGCAUGCAAGAAUUAGAAUCAAGCUUAACUGCCUUUUGUGCGUUAAAUUUAAAAAAAAAAAGCAGAACAGAAUUAAGAGUAUUAAAGAAUAUUGCAUUUGUAUGUUUCCAAGCUCAUUGUGCAGGUGCUUGUUUUGGUAUUUAACAUUCAAUAAAGCCAGUGCAUUUGCUAAA
Messenger RNA from Micropterus dolomieu (smallmouth bass), 2464 nucleotides. It is a transcript of the gene ak5, whose product is annotated as adenylate kinase 5. The record is from RefSeq and is a predicted model, not a curated record. Lineage: Eukaryota; Metazoa; Chordata; Actinopteri; Centrarchiformes; Centrarchidae. Gene Ontology annotation, molecular function: nucleoside diphosphate kinase activity; ATP binding. Gene Ontology annotation, biological process: nucleoside triphosphate biosynthetic process. The transcript is spliced from 14 exons. The coding region runs from base 139 to 1836 and encodes 565 amino acids. Gene Ontology annotation, cellular component: cytoplasm; cytosol.